Messenger RNA from Somion occarium, 2929 nucleotides. NCBI's taxonomy places the organism in Eukaryota, Fungi, Basidiomycota, Agaricomycetes, Polyporales, Cerrenaceae. The record is from the annotation of a GenBank genome assembly.
GAAGCGCUGACAUACGCUGACCGUGACAGUUUACUUGCUUCCGCAUCACAAUACCCCAUGCCAUGUCUUCUGUAUGCUCCUCACCUCCCUUUUCAUCGUCGCCUCUGACAUAUUCAGUGUCGGCGACGACGCCCUACCCUCCAUCCAGUACGGCAGCAUCGUCGCCCCCUCCGGUAUCGCAGGAAACAACUAUUGAUGAGCAUGACGAUGAAGAUAUCUCAGAGGAAGACAAGCGAAAAUGGGACCAACUAGCUCCAUUCCUUGAGAAAGUCACUGUCUAUGCCCGUCUAUUGAAGGAUAAAAUGGAUGAGGUAAAAAAGGUGCAAUCCCGACCUAAAGGCACCGCGACACAGCGUUCUACGAUUAAACCCAAAUCUGCGGUUGGCUCCAUACCCAAAUUCGAGACCGGAAAGAAGCCUAAGUCUACGCGCGGAAAUAAGAAGCGUGUCCUCAUUGAAUCUGACUCUAACGAGCCGGAUACCAAGAAAGCCAAAGUAUCCACAGAGGCCCCAGACGAAGAACAUGAAGAUGACGGUGCCGUCUUUACCCAACCUGCACUCGUCACCGGAGGCAAACUCAAGGAUUACCAGUUGGAGGGUGUUGCCUGGAUGACUGGGCUCUUCCAGAAUGGUAUAUCCGGUAUUCUAGCCGAUGAGAUGGGACUCGGCAAGACACUGGAAACCAUUGCGUUCCAUGCUUGGCUUCGUGAACGUUCUUCUGCCCCGUUUAUGGUUGUGUGCCCUCUUAGCGUAUUGCAUAACUGGGCAGAAGAAUUUAAGAAAUUUGCCCCCGAGAUACCCGUUUGUGUAUACCACGGCUCGCCCGAAGAGCGUGCCAGACUCCGUCGUGAAGAAAUGGUCGUCGUCCAGGACCGACAUCGGUAUUGGCUAGGACCUAACCACGGUCCUUCGACAUCUCGAACGAAAGCGAAGGGCAAAGCUACCAAAGGAAAAUCGUCUAAACAUGACCGCGGGAGGAAGACAAAUGAGUUGUCCGCCCGUUCUUCCCGAGCCGCUAGUGAGCAUGAGGACGAAGAUCUACCACCUCAUCAGAAGACCACAUUUCCAGUCGUGCUCACUACCUAUGAUAUCCUAAUGAAAGAUAGACCAUACCUUGCGAUGUAUAGAUGGGGAUUCAUCGUUGUAGAUGAAGGUCACCGAUUGAAGAAUAUGGAUUGCAAGUUGAUCCGGGAGAUCAAGAUGCUUCACGCGGAUGCUAGGAUGGUUUUGACAGGAACGCCUCUACACAACAACUUAGCUGAAUUGUGGUCUCUUCUCAACUUCGUGCUCCCAGACAUAUUCACGGACUUGGACACGUUCCAGGAAUGGUUCAAUUUACCUUCAGUCCAAGCUUCCGCUUCUUCAGAGCGCACAUCUAAAGUGAUUCACAUGCUUCACACCAUCCUUCGGCCAUUCCUUCUUCGUCGACUCAAAGCAGACGUCGAGGCCGAUCUUCCACCGAAGAAGGAAUAUAUCCUCUACGCCCCGCUCAGCCGGAGGCAACGCGAAGUGUAUGACGCAAUCGUCCAGGGUGGCUUGCGUGCAUUGUUACUGAAAGAACGACGCUCGAAGACAGAAGCGCCCAAAGUCAUCGAGAUAUCUGAUGACGAGGGAGAGGGUGGUGGCACGAAGACGCGCAGUAAGGCGAAGGCUCAGAAACAGAGUGGGAAGAAAAAGUUCGAUGUCUUGGAUGGUGAUGACGAGGAGUACUUUCAACGCCUGGAAGCGGGUGAUUUAGAAGUUCAAGGUAGAAGAAGAAAGCCGAAGACGGCGGAGGAGCUCGGCGAGGAAUGGUAUCAGAAAGCGCAGUUGAAGAAGAUCAACAACAUGAAACUCCAGAACACGGUCAUGCAGUUGCGCAAAGUCUGCUCACAUCCCUUCCUUUUCGACUGGCCUAUAGACCCUGAUACCCACCAACCUAUCCUGAACGAAGAACUAGUGAGCGCGAGUGGAAAGAUGAUGGUUCUUGAUCGACUACUCGAAGAACUAUUCAAACGCGGUCACAAAGUGCUACUCUUUAGUCAAUUUACCACGAUGCUUGAUAUCAUUGAGGAUUGGGCGGUUGAGUUCAAGCACUGGAACAUCUGUCGUAUUGAUGGUUCAACGUCAAUGGCGGACCGAACUGAGGAAGUUGAUAGGUUUCAAAACAGUGGUGAUUCACCCGAUGCUCCGAAAGUAUUUCUACUGAGCACGAGAGCUGGCGGUCUUGGUUUGAAUCUCACCGCUGCGGACACUGUCAUAUUCUAUGACCAAGACUGGAAUCCACAAAUGGACUUGCAAGCGCAGGAUCGCGCGCACCGUAUAGGCCAGACGAAACCCGUUCUCAUCUUCCGCCUCGUCACCGCUCACACUAUCGAGACCAAAAUCAUGCAACGAGCAACAGAGAAGCGGAAGCUAGAGGCGCUUGUCAUCGCCAAAGGCAAGUUCAAAGCCCCCACUCAGACAGGUAACGGCAAACCCGAGACCAUGGCCGAGAUGGCUGCUUCGCUCCUAAAGUUGGAAGGAGAGAAGAUCCAGGUCGUACCGGAUACGGCUGAAGGCAAGGCCAGCGUCAUCAGUGAUGAAGAACUGGAUAUGCUCCUGGACAGACGACCAGAGGUAUUCUCCGAUCGCGUUAAAGGAUGGACUAGUAGGACGAAGAGAGAGACUGAGAAGACUGCGUUUGCGGUGUAUGAUGCGCCUGUUCAUGAAGGCAGUCACAUGCUUGCGGGUAUGAUGGGUGAACCUAUUGAGUAAUAGACGGAUUUUUUUUGUUUUUGUUUUUGUUUUGUUUUUGCCGCAUCAUGUUGUUGUUCGUGCAUUUCUCAUAGCUUGGUUCUAAGAUUGGACGACAUUAGAUGAAUCUGUAUAAUACCCUAAUUUCUUGGAUGUAUAAUAGCUAGUGUGUUGUGACUGCAACUCGACUCAGAAAGGAGUAGAUUUGAUUAGUU